Molecule: messenger RNA, 666 nt
Organism: Kalmanozyma brasiliensis GHG001
Lineage: Eukaryota; Fungi; Basidiomycota; Ustilaginomycetes; Ustilaginales
Product: Peptide methionine sulfoxide reductase MrsB
Exons: 1
Coding region: 1-666 (221 amino acids)
Biological process (GO): protein repair; response to oxidative stress
Molecular function (GO): peptide-methionine (R)-S-oxide reductase activity
Source: RefSeq, a predicted model, not a curated record
AUGGCUCUAGCUCGCUCUAGCCGUCAAACUAAAGCGCUUCUCAACACGCUUCCUUCCACUCGCAACACUCUGCUCAGCACAGGUGCCGUCGUCGCUUCCGUCGCUGCCAUCUCCUCUGGAUACUGGAACCCCACUAGCGCUAUCAACGCCUUUUCGAGUGGUCCGACCCUCCUUCACUCUCGCCUCUUCUCGUCCACCGUCGCUCCAUCAUUCAAAAUGGGAUCUACAGCAUCGUCGCAACAGGCCGCUCCCGAGUCGUUCCCCAAGGGCAUGUCCAACUCCGAGUGGCGUACCAAGCUCAACCCUGAGCAGUUCCGCAUCCUCCGCGAGAAGGGAACCGAGAUGGCCGGUACGGGCAAAUACAACAAGCACUAUCCCAAGGAUGGAGUAUACACAUGUGCAGGCUGCGACUCGCCGCUGUACAAGGCCAGCACCAAGUUCGACUCGGGCUGCGGCUGGCCGGCCUUCUUCGACGCCAUCCCAGGCGCCAUCGACCGCCACUCAGAUAUCAGCUGGGGCAUGGAGAGGAUCGAGAUCACUUGCAAGAGCUGUGGCGGCCAUCUGGGACACGUGUUCAAGGGCGAGGGUUUCAACAACCCGACCAACGAGCGCCACUGCGUCAACAGCGUGUCGAUCAACUUUGACAAGGAUGAUGCCAAGAUCUGA